GUCAAGAGCAAGUUCGAUGUCGACCAUGCGGGCGCGCUCGUCCCUCGGGAUAGUUCCGGGUCGUGGCGGUCGACGCUCAAAGAAGCAUGGGAUCGACGAGAUGCUUGUCGCGUUGUCGUAUGGAUAGAAGGUGCUCAAGUGAAACCUUACAGCGGGGCACAUUCGUUUCACGAAACCGCCCGUGCCGCGCCUUGGAGGUUGGCGCGUCACAGCAAUGUUCACAACAUAUCGCCGCACAAGCACCAUCGUCAAGCAAAUGGCGGACUUCAUCCAAGAGCAGACGGGCGAAGUCGAAAACGACAGUCUGUGGUGGGAAACUCGCGUCAAGGUGGUGCAGGAGUGGCUGAAGGCCAAUCCACUGCGCAUCGGCGUCCCAGAUGAUGGCACGAUCGAGACAAUCACCCAGCAGAUCGCCCGAGGUGACAAGCACGCGCAAAUUCGCGUCAAAGCAUGGAACCACAUCGUCGCGGAGCUCCAUGGAAUCCCUGGCGUAUGCACAAAAUUCACAGGCGCGGUGGCGCCGACAUUGGAUCGUGUUGAAUCGGACCAAUGUCGAGACGAAAACCUUCCAAGCAACCAAGACGACCACGUGGCUCCUCCACACGACGUCGAGGGAGAUGAGUCGUCGUCUGCAGGCGUUAGUCAAUGCCCUCCCAGUCCAUUGCGAGGGAAACUUCGAGCCCACCAAACCAAACCGUCCGGCGCUGUAGUGGAAUGCGCCCCGCAACAGCGCGUGGUCAACCAGCAAGAAGAGCCUGCGGUAAAGCCGCCGCCACUGCUGGAGAAAAAGUCGCUGUCCCAGUUGUCCAUGAUGGAUCGGCAGCAAGAAUGGCUUCGCAAGAAGGCGGAGAAGGCGGCUGCGGAGAAGCAACGGCAGCAAGACGAGGCUGACAAAGAGCUCACGUUCCAACCAGCGCUCAAAAAGCCCACCGCCCCAAGACCCACUUUGCUAGCAACGCAACAACAGACUCCGACACCAGCAGACACCACGAAGGCACGGGCGAAAUCAGCGGAGAGGCAUCGCAAGCCGCCAGCAGGUCAAAAACCUCCACUCAAACCCACGUCGUCGCUGCUGGAUUCGGUCAAGGCCGAGUUGUCCGCAUCAGCCGCGACGACAAAUGCCGCAGUUAAACCUGACGUUGUGUCGCCCCCGCCGCCGUCGACCGUGCCAGCUACCGUAACAACAGACACCGCCGUCGCGAUGGUGGCAAGAGCUCUCGAGAACGUCGGGAACGUGCGUCCCGCAUCAGCACCAGUCGAAGGACCAGUCGAGCGGCCCUUUCAAUUCGACUCGGGGUCCAACGAUUCCAAAGGACGACACCAGCUGCAAGACCCAUCGCUGUUCGACCUGACCACGAUCUAUCGGAAGAAGGACAAGUUUGCGCGGCGCGACGGUGUGUCGUUGCAAAUGGGUCGGCGAGACGAUACCCGCGACGAACAGAUCAUUGCCGUCCUUUUCGAUCGCGAACACUUUGCGACCGAGGCAGAAGCUGGCGAGUGGUUUGAUGAACACAAGCAGCGCCUGAAGUCGUACAUGACGUGACUCCGGCGGCACGUCGAUGCGGUCGGCGAAACCUUGACGUUCAACGACUCGACGAGCCAACUCUUGGGAAUAGAAACGGGUGCUUUGCCUCGUGAUCAGGGGGCUCGGCCACGUCCCCGACGGCCCUUGAAGGGGAAGUGCCGUCGUGUCGCACAUGAGAAAAGGAGCGCGCAGCCACGCACUGGCCGCUCCACCACCCCCUUUCAAGGGAUCACGCUACGUUUUAUGCGUGGAAUCGCUUGUACAAGGUAGGCCGUGAAGGACAUGCAUGAAACACGACGGCAGGAGCGUAGGCACGCUCGUCGGGAAUGCAUGGCUGCGGUGCAUGUGGGUGGUCCAUCAUAUGGCAUCGCACGUUUCGAGGAUUCUUGACGCGCCCUUGGCGCAGUCGUUCCCUCGUGCCUGGGAAUGAUUCGGACGUCACGAAAGGGCCAAGGGUGGUCUUCGGAAGGCGCCCCGCGGUGCCUGUACUCAGCGCGUAGAAUUCUGGCGAGAGCUCCACGUCGUCCGACCCAGAACUGGACAUUACACCGCCGCCCGUUCGCUGCGCGGUAACGCGAAGUGCAUACAUUCGUAGACAAUACAAAACGGUAGAUAAAAUUGCCCCCGC
This is a messenger RNA of Aphanomyces invadans, 2153 nucleotides long. RefSeq lists its product as hypothetical. The coding region runs from base 215 to 1543 and encodes 442 amino acids. NCBI's taxonomy places the organism in Eukaryota, Oomycota, Saprolegniomycetes, Saprolegniales, Verrucalvaceae. The record is from RefSeq and is a predicted model, not a curated record. The transcript is spliced from 4 exons.